This is a messenger RNA of Carassius auratus (goldfish), 1739 nucleotides long. RefSeq names its product prostaglandin E synthase 3-like. Bases 210 to 689 code for a protein of 159 amino acids. Gene Ontology annotation, molecular function: protein-folding chaperone binding; prostaglandin-E synthase activity; Hsp90 protein binding. The record is from RefSeq and is a predicted model, not a curated record. Gene Ontology annotation, cellular component: cytosol; nucleus. The transcript has 8 exons. Lineage: Eukaryota; Metazoa; Chordata; Actinopteri; Cypriniformes; Cyprinidae. Gene Ontology annotation, biological process: telomerase holoenzyme complex assembly; protein folding; telomere maintenance via telomerase.
CCCGGAGCGCGCAGCAGAAGUCGCUAGAAACGUUGAGAGAUGAUGCGUCACUGCGCGGAUCCUGUGCAGGUUGACAGAGCGGCGCAUAAACAGCUAGCUUCAGUUUUUAUGCAUUCGCUUUGAUUGAACUUAAAUUCAAAACAAUACCACAGGCGAGAGUACGCAAGUGGCAACGCAGAUUUUGGUGAAAACUGAAAGAAGAUAUCGACAUGCAGCCAGCAACUGCCAAGUGGUAUGACAGACGGGAGGCUGUCUUCAUUGAAUUCUGUAUAGAAGACAGCAAAGAUGUCCAAGUUAAAUUUGACAAAACAAAGCUUGAUUUCAGUUGUGUUGGAGGAACAGAUAACAUCAAACACCAUAAUGAAGUAGAAUUAUUUGAGUCCAUUGAUCCAAAUGAGUCUAAACACAAACGAACAGACAGGUCUGUGUUUUGCUGUCUAAAAAAAGCAGAACCUGGCAAGGCUUGGCCAAGAUUAACAAAAGAAAAAGCAAAGCUUAAUUGGCUCAGUGUUGACUUCAAUAACUGGAAGGAUUGGGAGGACGACUCAGAUGAAGAAUUGAACAGUUUUGACCGUUUUUCAGAGAUGAUGAACAACAUGGGUGGGGAAGAUGACCUACCAGAUGUGGAUGGUGCAGAUGAUGAAGAGUCUGCGGAUAGUGAUGAUGAAAAAAUGCCAGACCUUGAGUGAAGGAGGAGCCAACAAUGCAGAAGAAAGCAAGAAUUUUCACUUAACACUUAAAUGAAGAGAGAGACUAAGUUUGAGUUGGUAGCCAUUUAAAAACUGCAUCGUUUUUGAAACUGUUUUUCAAGAUCUUUCUGCAGAAAGUCACGAGGGAUGAAUUUUUACUGUUGUGUUGAUGGCAACAUCAGUCCCUCGACAAUGCACUCUUUAUUUUUCUGUUCUGCAUGGACAAUUACAAGCUCUCGAUGAUGUAUUGUGGACACCAUUUAUAGUCAGUUUACUCAAUGGCUUUUACAGUCUUGGGCUUUUUCUUCAAUGUCAGUUGGGGUUAUUGCAUCAUGUAACCGUAUACAUUGUAAUUUGUAGUAAUGGAAAAAGGACAUGAAGGAUUUUUUCAACAUAUUCUGCCUUCGCCCUCUCAUUCAAACCGAAAAUUUUAUUUAAUAGUGUUUUUUUGUUUUGUUUUUUGUCAUGAGGCUAAUUUCCUUGUGUGUGAGUGAAGGAAUAAUUGUCUUUGGGCAAAUGCUACUUCAUUGCAAAUGCCAGCCAAGACACUAGGCUUUCACUAGUGCUGUGUUUGAAAUCAGAUUGGCAUAUUCAAUUGCACUGCACUUGAACUGAUUCAUCGAUAAACCCCCUAUUUUUUUUUGUUUUAGUCGCAGUUUUGCCCCUCGGAUAGGUUUAUGUGUCAAUCCCAACAUGUUCAAAGUACAUAGUCCUCUCUGUACACGCUGCUUUAUACAAUUAUUUCAGGUUGGCAGUUAGUAUCUGUUGUUUUGUAUCACAUUUGGAUGUGUAGCAGGCAAUGUACACUGGUUUCUUCCAUAUAUGUAAAGAGAAGUGAUUAAAAGAAGCAUAUGAAUCACCGCUGUACAGAACAAAGGGUAACUUAUCAAUAGAUGACCAAUUUUGUGUUUGCACUCUUAAUAUCAAUGCAGGUGUGUCUAAAAGAUGAAAACAAUGUUGUGACCCGUCAAUUCAGUUUAUAAAUUUCAGUUUGUUAAAUGCAGUGAGGUUUUUGUCUACAUAUUUCUAAUAAACUGUCUCUAAACAACA